This is a messenger RNA of Octopus bimaculoides (California two-spot octopus), 3266 nucleotides long. RefSeq lists its product as uncharacterized. Gene Ontology annotation, biological process: regulation of gene expression. Lineage: Eukaryota; Metazoa; Mollusca; Cephalopoda; Octopoda; Octopodidae. Gene Ontology annotation, cellular component: nucleus. The record is from RefSeq and is a predicted model, not a curated record.
GGAGUGGAUGGAGUGGGAGAAAAAUAAAAGAUAAAGAAGAAGAAAGAGAAAGAGAAAUAAGAGAGGGGGAGAGAGAGUGUAGGUGUGGUGGUUAAUGUUUGGGGGUAGCAAAGUGAGUGUGUGUGUGUUUGUAUUAUCUCCUGUAGCCAAGAGAGAGAGAGAGAGAGAGAGAGAGGACGUGGGUCAGUGAGACUGAGACAGCUAGUUCGCAUGUUCGGCCCACAGACAAGUAAAGGUAUUUUUCAUAUGCUGUUGUGUCUCUCUCCAGACUAGAGGGAAAAAUCUUCUCUCCACCGGCUUUUCAUACACAAACAUAACAUAUUCACUGGAUAUAUAUAUUAUAAUAUACACACAGACACACACACAUAUAUAAACAUUGUCUACAACUUCAAUACUUUCACAUAUAUAUAUAUUUAUAGUAUAUAUACACAUUGCUUUCAACAAUAUUUUCAUACAUACAUACACACAUAUGUUGUAUAUAUGUACAUUGCUUUUAGCAGUAAUAAUUUCAUAUAUACACAUAUAAUAUAUAAAUAUAUGUUAUAGGGUUUAUAUUUAUAUGUAUAUAUAUAUACUUUGAAACUGAAAGAAAAAUAUUUUACCAUAUACAACUUUGGAGCAUUAACGCCAACCACCUACUUAUACAUACCUACACUUGUAUAUAUCUCUUAUACACAAAUACACACAGAAAAUAUAUUUAUAUAUAUAUGUAUAUAUACAUACAUGUGUAUAUAACAUACAGAGACCAGAAAGUUAAGACAAUCCAGAAGAUAGAGACAGAGAGAGAGAUAAAGAGAAGAGAGAAAAAGAGAGGGAAGUAAAUAAACAAGACUCAGACAGAGUGAGAGAAAGAAGAAGCAAGGACCGGAAGAAUAAAGAAGAUAGAAGAAGCGACAGACGGAGGUGUUUGGUGUUUCCUUCCUUUAAACUUUCUCCGCCGCCACCGCUGCUGCCAUCCUCAUCUCAGCCUCCACAUCACAUCAAGUGUUUGUCCUUUUACAUCAAGGUAUCUCCCUUUUAUAACAAGUUAAAUGGAUCAGUUGCUGAAGUUCCUGUUAAAAUAGAGAAUUCAAAUAUUUAUUUUUCCCUGUGAAGAGUAUUGAAUCCUGUUCUGUUGUUGUUCAUCCAUCUUUGAGUCAAUUCGAGGUGAAAUUCUCUAGAAACAUGAUGGAUAAAACUAACCUGUCAAAAAUAACCGAGGAAGCAAUCAUUAAGAAAAGUAACGAGGUAGCAACAUCUGACCGACCUCCUUCACAUGCCAUUGCAUAUGAAAGACAAUUUGCUCAACCCUACACAAUACCAGCAGCUCAUCGGAGACCACCGGCUACAAGCCCCAAACCACCACCACCCCACUUUACACAUCAGAUCUUGAGUAACCAAUUCCUUCAGCGUUGUUACUUAAAGACACAUGGAUUAUUUCCAACAAAUCAGAAAAUCUCUAUUGAUGAUAUUUACGGAAAACAGUUUAUGCCGAACUGUUUCUUAACCCCGUCGUCAUUACAAGAGUGUACUGGAGAGAACGGCUGCGCCAUUACUAAUGGAGUUCUUGAGAAACAACCGUCACUUGCUGCUGAUGUCGCAGAGAAACGGAACAAUGACUGCAAUGCAAUUGCUGGCAAGGAGAACAACUGCAGCGAUACUUACUGUAAUGCUGACCCCAUCCAUAUUCAACACAAACCCAUGGCCCUCUUCAAGAAGGACCUGACGUCUACCAGUAUGGUGAGUCGUAUUUCUACAUCGGGUCACCUUCUGUUGUCAUCGCAAACAGUGCCAGAUAAACCAUUCCAUUGUGAUCUGUGUCCCAAGAAGUUCACAAGAAGGAAUACGUUGCAGAUCCAUAAACGGAUUCACACGGGUGAGAAGUUGUUCCAGUGUAACUAUUGUGCCAAACAGUUUGUUCACCGAGACAAGUUGCAGAUUCACGAGAGGACACACACAGGAGAGAAACCAUUCCACUGCAGUUAUUGUCCGAAGCAGUUCUCCCGCAAAGAUAAGCUGAAGAUUCACGAGACUGUCCAUACCGGUGCAAAACCCUAUCACUGCGAGUUUUGUUUGAAACAGUUUUCACGAGGAGAUAAACUCCAAAUACAUCGAAGGAUUCACACUGGAGAAAGACCGUUUCCUUGCACCUAUUGUGGCAAAAGAUUCAUUCAAAGAGAGAAACUGAAGAUUCAUGAGAGAAUUCACACCGGAGAGCGUCCUUUCUCUUGCGAUAUUUGUUGUAAGCAGUUCUCUCGUGGGGACAAACUCCAGGUUCAUCGUAGGACACAUACUGGGGAGAAACCCUUUGCCUGUGACAUUUGUCCCAAAUCUUUUGCCCAAAAGGACAACUUGGUCAUCCACAGACGUACUCACACAGGUGAGAAACCAUUUGCUUGUGAGAUCUGUACAAAAUGCUUUUCCCGCCGUGAUAAGCUGCAACUGCAUCGGAAAAUCCACACAGGGGACAGACCUUUUCAGUGUAAUUAUUGCCCGAAACAGUUCAUCCAGAGAGAUAAGCUUAUGAUACACGAAAGGACACAUACUGGAGAGAAACCUUUCCACUGUGAUCUUUGCAGCCGGCAGUUUGCCAGAAAGGACAAGCUUCAGGUCCAUCGUCGGAUUCACACUGGAGAGAAACCUUUCCACUGUGAAUUCUGUUCCCGUGAUUUUAAUCGCAGUGACAAAUUACAGAUACACAGACGUAUCCACUUAAAUAAUCUCAACAGCAACAACACACCUGACAAGAGCCACACCGAACCCUGUGAUAUCUGCAUGAAGAAAGACUUGCUUGUGCAACAGCAGAGAAUGCAGGUCAGCAACGGCACCGAGGACGCCCACAUAUUGGCCAUGAAUAACCACGAGAGCAUCAUUACGGUUCCUGCUGUUGCUCAUCAGCACAACGAAGAUCAUUCAGCACUACACGAGUGCCAUGUUUGUCUGCAGAAGUUCCCGGACAAGGAAGCUGUCCUGCUGCACAUGAAGAUACACACUGAACCUCUGUUGCAAUGCGACAUGUGCCCACGGCAAUUUGCGUCUGCACUCAAGCUGCAGAGUCAUCAGAAGAGUCAUGGCUCUGUGAAAAACAAUUUCUUGAAGCCAAAUUCUUGCAAAAGUUUAAGAGAGUAUACUCCGGUUAGCUCUAUCCUCUGUCCCUGGUGAUUGUACACUCUCUUCAAUAUAUAGAUUUAUUAUGUGUCUCCACACACACACACAUAUACAAACAAAAGAUAUAUAUAUAAACUUGUAUACACUCUUACAUUUAUACAUGUAUGCGUGUAUAACCU